AUGGCUGAGCCGUGGUCCUCCCACACUUCGGAGGAGAUCGUUGACACCGAGGAGCCCAAAGAAUCCGAGUGCAAGAGCCCAGAGCAGAAGACGCCAAAGCAGAAGACGCCCAAGCUGAAGACACCCAUAAGCCAUCGCCGCCGCCGCCCAGCAGACGACUUCGCCAGUUUCGCCACUUACUUCCGCAGGGUGCUGAAGCGGGUGCACACAGGCCUGAGCCUCUCGCAGGAGGCUGUGAGCGUCAUGGAUUCGAUCGUUAAGGACAUCUUCGAGCGCAUCGCCAGCGAGGCCGCGCGCCUGGCCCGCUCUAACAAGAGCCUCACCGUCACCUCCAGAGAGAUCCAGACCUCGGUGUUCCAGCUGCUGCCCGGGGAGAUCGGCGAGUACGCCAUGUACGAGGGCACCAAGGCUGUCAUCAGGUACACCAUGUGCGAAUGA
Messenger RNA from Camelus dromedarius (Arabian camel), 438 nucleotides. RefSeq names its product late histone H2B.L4-like. Gene Ontology annotation, cellular component: nucleosome. The record is from RefSeq and is a predicted model, not a curated record. The coding region runs from base 1 to 438 and encodes 145 amino acids. The transcript has a single exon. Gene Ontology annotation, molecular function: structural constituent of chromatin; protein heterodimerization activity; DNA binding. Lineage: Eukaryota; Metazoa; Chordata; Mammalia; Artiodactyla; Camelidae.